Ornithodoros turicata is the source of this 9755-nucleotide messenger RNA. RefSeq names its product teneurin-m-like. The transcript is spliced from 30 exons. The coding region runs from base 564 to 9029 and encodes 2821 amino acids. Gene Ontology annotation, biological process: motor neuron axon guidance. The record is from RefSeq and is a predicted model, not a curated record. NCBI's taxonomy places the organism in Eukaryota, Metazoa, Arthropoda, Arachnida, Ixodida, Argasidae.
AGCAGAAACGGCCAUUCUGUCUAACGGUACAUGGGGAUGGGAUGCGCUCCGCGUUAGGCCUAAUGAAACCUCUCGGUUGUGUACCGCUCCCACAGCGGUAUCUGUGUGGUACACGCGUUUGAAGUUAUACUCCACGACUGGAGACGCCGCAAGGUGCUACAGUUGACGAGGAAGCCCUGCAGUGUUUGACCAAGACGAGAAAAUGGGCAAUGUUCGAUUCCACCGUUUGCUCGGCAGAGCAGUGGCUCGAAGGUGACUUAGGAGGUGGCUCGGUGUGUAGCUUGGGACGCGGUGACACGGAAAUGGCAGAAGAGUGAGGUAUAAAUGUCACAGGUGUGAUCUACAUUUGUGCUACGCCAACUUCUGAACUCGUGUAAAGGAAUUUGUCCAGUGAAAUUGGAAGGACAGUUGACCACGCCGAGAAUGACGCCAGUGCUAAUGUGUCUACGUUUCCCCAUGGAUAUCAAUCAUGACAACGCCUCAUGCAAUAUUGCUACUACUGGGUGCCACAGUACACGCUUCACCACGAAGAACGUAAUGCUGAUGCACUGAAGAGCUGAGUCAUGAUGGACUCGCUGAGCAAGCAGGCUGUGCAACAGCAGCGUGUGCAACGACAAGGCUCAAGACUGCGACGGCAACGGAGCCAGGAAUGGCAAGACCCUUAUAGCUCGUCAGACAACGAUGAUGAUCCUGACUUCCGACAUCAGUACGAAGACCCCAGGAACGUCGUCGACCACAGGGUCAUUGAACGGGGACGAGGCCGAAGCAUAAAGGGGCCCAACUCCACCUCCUCUCUCACGCAUGGAAGCAUGGAACUUCUAACGGGCCCUCGAGGUUACGGCGGAGGGCCAGGGUCUGGAUCCGACGGUGAAGGGUACUCCCAGCCCCCACCAAAGUACCCGGGCUACGGGUCUUUGCCUCGGAAUGGCGGAGGCGUCCCGAAGGGCGCCGUAGUCAACUCAAUAGCACGCACGGGCUCGCGGUGUCGUCCUUCGCUGAGGAGAGGUCCAUCAUCGUCGUCAACGUCGGACAACAACUCCGACGCGACGUACACGGACUCCGAGCUUCCGCUUCAUCGGAGAGGAAAUGGGCAGACACUAACUUCGCAAAGCAGGGAAUUAACGCUACGAGAAAGCCCUCCGGAACCAGCACCACCGGCAGUACCCCCGCGCAACGUGCAUGCCAUUCAUGGCUCGGACACUCUUGUCGGACGGAGUGCACGGUUAGGAUACUUGGAGUCGGAAUGCGAGUCUGAACCACCCUACCUGCCCUCAGUUAUCGGGGGUCCGCCGUCCCAAUACGCAGCCCCAGGAGAAGUGAUGACCACAAAUAUGAACUGUUCAAAAGCUGCAGACGCAGUCUCACUCUCAGCCGAACGCGAAUCUAAGAAUACAAUCAACAGGUCGAACCGGAACGACAACGAAAGAGUUUACUGCCAGCCUCAGAACAUCAUACAAACCACGGAAGUCCCUACAGAGAAGGAACCCUGUCCUGACGGCAGCACAUACAGCAAUCCACUGCCCGUCUUCUGCGGAACCCCUUGCUCCACAACAGGGCCUAUGGUCCCUGUGCCGAGCAGCUGCGUAAGCCCACAACUGAUCCAGCAGCAGAAUACCCAAGGGGGACCCCCAGGGGUUCACAGCAACCACGGCACGGGGGCGCGGUCUUCCUUAGCCGCUACAACUGCGUUCGCAUCGGCUGCGAUGGCGACGUCGCGCUUUCAUAUCCAGAAAGCGUGUGGUGGUCAUCGAUGCUCCUGGAAGCUGGCUACUGUUGUCUUAUCUUUCGUGGUUAUCGUGCUGUCUGCCACCUUGGCUUACUUUGCUGCAAUGAGCACUCUGGGGAUACGGCCAGAAGGCAGUAAGGCCUGCAUUGUGGUGGAAAAUGGCAACAACGUGCAGAGCAUGGCAGCGGAGAGAGUAGUGCCAACUGUAAAAGGUUCAACGUCACUAGGUCCCCCGAAGUCCUGUCCAAUCGUACCUUCUGAAGUGGAUGCCUACGGAGAAGUGAAGCUGGGAGUUAACUUAACUCAGUACCUUCAACCCCACGACACGUGGAACCUGUGGUUCAAUCAGCCAGACCCGGCCUUUGUGCGUUUCAAACUGACGGCGAGACAAGGAUCCCGCCUGGUGCUUUUAGCACGUAAGAACGAGCCUCCUUCGCUUACUUCGAGAGAUUUCUCAGAAAUCGUUGCAUCGGAAGACUCUAGGCGGCCGUACCGUCGAGCUGCUGUGCUAGAAGAGGUGGAUUUCAUCCACUACUUGGAGCCUGGCACGUGGUACUUGAGUGUCAUAAACGACGACGCUACCUCAACUGCCGUUACCUUCCAUCCAGCUGUUGCAAGUGAUAUUCCUACAUCGUGUCCCAACAACUGCCACAGCCACGGCAGGUGUCAUCUCGGAAAAUGUCACUGUUUCCCCGGUUACAUCGGCUUGGACUGCGCUGACAGUGUGUGUCCCGUCCUGUGUAGCGGCCACGGCAGGUUCGUCCAGGGUGCCUGCAGGUGUGAGGGCGGUUGGAAAGGUGCCGAGUGCGGAGUGAGUGAAGACGCCUGCGAAGUCCAGGACUGCACGGGACACGGAGUGUGCGUUAAGGGUGUGUGUCAGUGUCACACCGGCUUCAAAGGAGAACACUGCGAACAAGUGGACUGCCCGGAUCCCGAUUGUACCGGUCAUGGUGUGUGCGUGGACGGUCAAUGUUGGUGCAAGAUUGGUUGGAGGGGACCUAACUGCAGCCAACCGGACGACAGGCUGAGCAGGUGUUUCCCGGAUUGUUCAGCCCAUGGCGUGUUUGACCUGGAAACGCAGACGUGUGUGUGCUUUGAUCACUGGACAGGACCAGAUUGUUCCAGAGCUAAGUGCAGCUUGGACUGCGGACCAUCGGGUCGUUGUGAAGAAGGGCGAUGCAGGUGCGAACCGGGCUGGACGGGGCAACGUUGUGACCAGAGAGAGUGCGAUCCUCGCUGCCUGAAACACGGCCAGUGUAACAACGGCACCUGUGUCUGCAUUCAGGGCUGGAUGGGUACCCACUGCACUCUAGAUGGUUGUCCCGAAGGAUGUAACAACAACGGCCAAUGCACGAGAGAAGGAGAGUCUUGGCGGUGCAACUGUCUACCUGGCUGGGCAGGCAGAGAUUGCAGUGUCGCUCAAGAGACGAAGUGCACAGACAAGAUCGACAACGACGAAGACGGUCUGGUGGACUGCGCUGACAGCGAAUGCUGUUACCGACCAGAGUGCACGGAGAACCUACUCUGCCUGUCAUCGCCUGAACCUCAGGACAUUCUCUUGAGGAAACAACCUCCCGCCGUCACAGCUUCUUUCUACCAGAAGAUGAAGUUCCUCAUCGAGGAAGAGAGUGUUCAGAGCUACUCGCACCGAGAUGAGUACUCCGAAAGCCAGUUCUGGAGUGCCUUCGUUAAGAGCCGUGUGUCAGUCAUUCGAGGCCGUGUGACCAGCAAGGAAGGAAACGGCAUCAUCGGUAUACGCGUCAGCGUAGCCACCGAUCCCCAGUUCGGCUUUACCCUCACCAGAAACGACGGAUGGUUCGAUAUCCUCGUCAACGGUGGCGGAGCGGUGACACUUCAAUUCCAGCGGAACCCGUUCCAUCCCAUAAAACGCACCAUUAUGGUACCGUGGAACGAUAUCGUCGUCAUGGGACACGUAGUCAUGUCUGUACAACAAGAGGAAGAUCAACAGUCUCACGGACUCUUCCAAGAGCAAGAACCGUGUGAAGCGCAUGAUUACGAAAGAAUGAAGCCCAUUGUGUAUCAGACAUGGAGACCAGGAUCACAAGGCGGGUGCACGGAGUCCAGCGCUAUCUUAGCAGAGACACAAGUCAUCCAAGAGACCCUUGAAGUACCGGGUUCAGAGUUGCGGCUUGUCUACCACAGCGGACAUGCGCAGGGCUACCUCUCAACGAUUCAUUUACAGUUGACGCCGUCGACCAUUCCAGACAGCCUCCGUCUUGUUUACCUUCGAAUCGUGGUGGAAGGCAUCCUAUUCGAGAAAACAUUUGAGGCGGAUCCUGACAUCAAAUACACUUUCGCCUGGAAUAAACGUAACGUGUACAAACAGAAGGUCUACGGUCUCACCACUGUCACUGUUUUCGUUGGCUAUGAGUACGGCACCUGCAAGCGCACUGUGUGGACGACGCAGUCAACAACGCUUCGAGGCUACGACAUGGACAUAUCAGAACUGGGUGGAUGGAAUUUGGAUAUUCAUCACCGUUAUAACUUCCACGAAGGAGUACUCCAACAAGGAGAUGGUUCGACAGUGUACUUUAAGCAUCAGCCACGCGUGAUCCAAGUUCCAAUAGGCACAGGUCAACAGAGACCGCUCUUGUGCCCCGAAUGUAAUGGACUAGCGAGGGACAACAAGCUCCUGGCCCCAGUUGCUCUAACGAGCGGCCCUGAUGGAAGUGUUUACGUUGGUGACUUGAACUUGGUCCGGAGAAUCACUCCUUCUGGGCAGGUCUACACUGUUUACAGAAUGAAAACCACUGACGUUUCCUACCAGUACCACUUAACGUUGAGUCCCACAGAUGGCCACCUUUACAUCUCGGAUCCAGAGCGUCACCAGAUCUUGCGCGUCCACUCCCUGGACAAAGUCGAAGACCCUGACUCAAACUUUGACGUGGUUGUAGGCAACGGUGAGCGCUGUAUUCCCCGCGACCAUGACAACUGCGGUGACGGGAGACCAGCGCUCGAAGCCAAGCUGUCGUACCCAAAAGGCAUGGCUGUAGCGGUGGACAACAGCCUGUACUUCGGCGAUGGGAAUAAUAUCCGCGUCGUAGACAGUCGUGGGAUAAUUCACACGCUCAUUGGAGAUCACCACCACAAGCGGCAGUGGAGGCCCAUCCCUUGUUCUGGAACACUUCAUUUGAGUGAGGUCAAGCUCCGAUGGCCCACAGAACUCGCUAUCAACCCCGUAGACAACUCCCUGUACUUCAUAGAUGACCACAUGAUUCUUAAACUCACCAAGGACCAACGCAUCCUCGUCGUGGCAGGACAACCUGUGUACUGCAAAGCACAGCAAGGCUCAGCCCAGAAAAGCCGUAUGGGCGAUGACGCCGACCUUGGAACCCUCAUCAGCUUUGCAUUUGGACCAACUGGAACGAUGUACAUCGCAGAAGUAGACCAGAAGGAUUCCUACCGUGUGCGUGCCUUAACACCCGAUGGUGAACUUCUACACUUCGCCGGUCGAGACGAAUCAAGGUGCAAGCAAGCGAUGAUAGCUGCUUGUGACCCGGGAGCUCACAACUGCAGCGUCUCUUCGAGCCUUUGCGCGCCCACCAACGGGAAGACAACGCUUGCAGUGGACACGAAACUACAUUCAGUGUCAUCCUUAACUGUUACCAGCGACGACGUUGUUCAUAUCGCUGACCUUGGAAGUCUGAAAAUUUUAUCGGCUAUACCGUACUUGCCGGAACCAGAUGAUCAGCAAGAGUACCAGAUUGCGCAUCCCGAAAAUCACGAACUAUAUGUCUUUAAUAAGUACGGACAACACAUAGUUACGCGCAGUAUCCUUACUGGCAAGACCAAGUAUACUUUCCUCUACAAUGUCAACACCAGCUUGGGAAAGCUGAGUGCUGUCACCGAUACCUCGGGUAACAAGGUGGCGUUUCUGCGAGACUCCGGGAACAGCUUACACACAAUCGAGACAGCACGGGGCCAAAAAUGUCGAGUGCACGUCGCCAAGGAGAAGCUGCUGGAACUCCUGGAGUCCUUCGUCAACCCCGACAAUCUUCAGACACAUUUUAAGUACGACCCAUCUGGACUCCUUCUGACCCGCUACGACGCGACCGGCAAGACCUUCCACUACUUGUACGACGAGAACGGGCGUCUCACUGACGUUGUCAAUCCAAGUGGACGAGUCACAACUCUGGAGUUCGACCUCAGCUCCGAAGGUGCCUCUGUUUCAGCCAUUGAAGAUAACGGAAAGCGCGUAGUUACUGUUAGAGGAACUACAGUGAUUACAGCCCAAGGUGGCGUCUCUAUCGAGACAACUUUUCAUCAAGACGGGUCCGUGGAAGUGAGCACGCCGUGGAAAGCAGCUGCAGUCUGGGAAGCAGAUACGCAUCGCGUGCUUCGGGAACUGUUGCCCGUUCAGGCAGGAAUGUUCCCCGUGCCCGUGCGUCAAACUCUCUUCUGGGGCGUUGAACCGGCACACACACUGCAAUGGCGCUACGACCUCAAGUUUUCUCGCCGUGAGAACGACAGGGCCAUCUCUGCGGUAGAACGUGUCCUCUUGGUGAAUGGAACGCAGUACCUUACAACGGAAUACGACUGGGUAGCAGCACGAGAGAUCCUCUACAACAGCUCACGUAGGCCGUUCCUAGUGGUGCAGUAUGACAGCUUUGCCAGACCCGUGCAGUGGUUGCCCACGGACACCAGGGUUCCCCUCAAUGUCAUGUACGACCGUCUGGGACGAUUCUCCGGUUGGCAACAAGGUCUACUCUCCGAAUCGUUUGUUUACGAUCGACUGGGACACCUGUCAGAAGUUCGGCUACCAGACAACGCUGCCGUAAAAUACACGUACGACACCAUAAGUAAGCCAACAAAGGUCAUACUUCCAAGCGGUCGCACUUUCGCCUUUCACUACGACGACAACGGAGGCCUGCUUCACGUCGUCACACCAAAAGAAACACGUCACUCCUUCCUGGUACUUGUAUCCAUUGGCUUCUACAAGGUAUACUACACGCCUCCAGGAAACAGUGGGCCUUGCGUCGUCCACUUCAACGACCUCAGCCUUCCGAUACUCAAGAUCUACCCUAGGGACAAAGGCCGAGUUCUCUACCGGUACAGCCAAUCCCUCCUUACAGCCGUCGUCUUCGGAGGAGGAAAAAUCGAAACAAACUACACUUCCACCGGACUUGUCAAGUCUGAGGCCUGGAGCGAAGACGACGUUGAAGUCAGACACGAAUAUUACUACGAUGGUGCCUUACUAACUCAAUGUGUAGCUCGAUUUUACAGCAAGUUCCAGUUGACAACAGCGAACUUUCACUAUCGAUAUGACAAGUGGUUCAAAGUUCGUUCACUCAGCGUUCGAAUUGGGACGCUCCAGUUCCCAGAAACCGAGUUCACCUACUCGCCGAGGACGGGUAGGAGAGAGGUGGUCGGCAACUUCAGGUUCCACGAUCAUAGUCCGAACGAGACGGUUAUUGCGGACAAUGUGGCGAAGUUUACUCAGCAGACGGAUGCCCAGCACAGAAUACACCAAAGAUCCCUUCAUAUCGGCGAUAAAGAGGUGUAUCGCAUGGACGUCCGAUACGGGAAUAGAGACGGAGUCGUGCAGACAAGAACGCUGAUGAGAUUAACGGGAGGAGUACAGCUAAGGACGCAGAACUUCUCCUACGACGAAGAUGAUCAGCUCACCGAGAUGAUGGGGAAAGAUCACUGGAAGUUCAGCUACGACGCCAACGGGAACAUCGUUACGAUGCAGUAUAUGGGAAAUAAGAUCGAAAUUCUUCACGACGUUGGAGACCGAAUUUCGCGCUUCGGUGAAACUCCGUUCGUCGUCGACGACAGAGGAUUCGUCGUUCAGCGCGGAGAAGAGAGGUUCCUUUACAACACGAAGGGGCAGCUGACCAAAGCAUAUCGUACACGAAGAGGAAAAUACGAAGUGCGCUACUUUUAUGAUGCAAGAAACAGGCUUGCCAUGCGAAAAGAUCACUUUGGCAAUAUGACGCAGUUCUUCUACGCUGAUCCAGCUAAGCCUAGCCUGGUGACGCACGUUUAUAACAAUGCCGACGGUCGUAGUAUGAGCCUGGUGUACGACGCCAACGACUUUCUUAUUCAUAUUUUAGUCAACAAGGACAGUUUUUACGUUGCGACCGAUCAUAACGGCAGUCCUACUCUCGUUUUCGAUAAGUACGGCGAAGUCAUCAAAGAAGUCUAUAGAGGACCAUACGGUCACAUAAUCUAUGACUCUACGCCCUUGUUUUACUUGCCUGUGGACUUUCAAGGUGGUAUUUUCGAUCCAUUAACCGGUUUGAUACACUUCGGAGAGCGCAUUUAUGAUUCUUUGAUGGGAAAGUGGAUGACGCCACAAUGGGAAGACGUGCUCCACCACGCCACGAAUGUGAGGAAACUGCAUCUGUACCAGUUCAACCAGAACGAUCCUGUCAAUCUACGACGAUCUGGCAGCAGCAAGAAAUUAGACCUCUCCAACUGGAUUGAGAACCAAGGUAUCGAUAUCAGCAGCUUAGGACUCGGCAGGCCCAGCAUCUUGCGCGAUGCUCCAGGGCUGGUCAUCUCUUCUGCCAUGUCACCAACGUACAACCUCCCUUUACCGGCGGUUCCCUUAAUCUCCGGCUACGCUUGUGCCGUCAGGCGCCGUCUCGAAAGCUUCUCCCGCCUCUCCAGCGUCGAAAGCUCUAAAGUAAAACGCGAACAAUCCACCGAGAAUUCCAUCCCGAAGCUCAGCACUAUCAACGUCCCAUUCGGACGUGGCAUCACUGUGUCCCGAGUAGGGGGAAGAGCGGUAAUCCGUUCCGUCGACAAGUCUGACCCUAUCCAGCGUGACGUCUAUACUUCCGUUUUCAACAACUCGUACCUCUUGAGCCUACACCUUGUGAUGCAUGGUCAAGACGUAUUCUACUUCGUCAAAGACAGUACCUGGAGAUUUCACGAAGACAUAACCCAACUUCAGCGUCUUGGAACGUCGAUCAAUACCACCGUCCAUCAGAGCAAGGCGGAUGACGGCGCUCAGAUUUCAGAUGUACGAAUUCACACCCCGCACGCCAUCCUGAACAUCCGUUACGGCACCGUACCCGAAAGGGAGAAGUUGAGACUACUAUGGCAUGCUAAGAAGCACGCUGUGAGCCAGCGCUGGGCGCAAGAGCGGCAGGUCUUGCUGACCGACCAACACGGAUCAUCCCUCGGUUGGUCCGAGAAAGACAAGGAGCACAUUAUCAGAACUGGAUCAGCUCCAGGCUACAGGGGAGACUAUUAUCAUGAUGUGGACUCUUUCCCCGAGCUAUCGGAUGAUCCAUCAAAUAUAGUGUUCCAUAAGUUACAGCAGCACAGGUGAUGAGCCAGCAAUAACAUUACCUCAAGAAACGGGAAUUUAUACCCACGUCUUCAAGGACAACGUGUGGGCGGGUCAAACAGUCAAGACGUGCUUCAACAACGAGAAAGGAGAGAGACGGAAGUUGGACUUCCGAGCCGUUAUAGGACAACGAAACUGGAAAGCGUUCUGAAUAGAAUGAUAUGUCUUAUUCCGUUCCUGCUCUGCUAACAAUCACUUCAACCGUAAAAGGAUUUCACAACGUAUCAAGCUUUGCGUGCUUACUCUUUUGUUUGUGAAUUGUACGUAUAUCAACGACAAUGAUGUUGUGUACAUAUUGACGAGAGAGAGACUGGGAAGUAAUCCGUGCCUGGCGUUUCUCUAGCGUGAAAUAAUGAGCUUUUCAUCAGUAUUUGAACACUUCCGACGUCCGGAGCGUACGGUUCACUGUGAACUCUGUGUGACUAGUCAGAAACUGAGGUCCCUCAGUGUUGUGCCUGAUUUGUAUCAAAGUGGAUAUUUGUGUUCCCUCGCGUUGGACGCACGGGCAGACUGAUCCUGUUACUAUAGAGUGAAGUUCUGUGUAAGGAUGUGGUUGAGACGCACCUUAACUUCCUCUUCAUUUUACGUUUCCUACCAAUGCCAAAAAAGGAUGACGACACGUUUGCUUGAGAGCUUAAAACUACAUGUUGGGUCGCAUGAAUGCAUGAGCAGCAGAUGAUAUAUGAUAUAAAGUUUUCUGGUCUCCUA